This is a messenger RNA of Paramecium tetraurelia, 528 nucleotides long. RefSeq lists its product as uncharacterized. The record is from RefSeq and is a predicted model, not a curated record. Lineage: Eukaryota; Ciliophora; Oligohymenophorea; Peniculida; Parameciidae. The transcript is spliced from 3 exons.
AUGAAAUAUUUGUUAAUUCCUGCUACCAUAUAUUUUUUAGUCACAGGAUGGUACUUGUUUAUCGAAGCUAAAUUGCCAUAUUAUCCAUUUUAGCAUCUGCUUGAAUUCACUCCCAAUCAUGCUAUUUAGGCAUUAUUCGCAGUUGCAUUAGGAUUAUGUAUUGUGAUUGACAACCAAAAACUGCUUAUGGCUUUUCUAUUUAUAGGUGUAGCAGAUCUCUCAUUGAAUGUUAGACAAUGUUUUAAAUUGGAAAUGCAGGAACUUAGUGAAGCAUUAUAGCAUGUUGGAUAUAAGACAGUGAUAUUGGGAAUCAUAAUAGAAGCUAUGCGCAAACAGAUUAUUUAUGAAGAGCCAGAGAAAAAGAAGAAGAAGAAGAAGAAGGUUAAGAAGAUGGUUGAAGUGGAAGUGGAGGAAGAAGUCGAUGAUGAACAGGAUGAGGCAGUUGAAACCAGAAAACUAAAUCCCUAAUAGCCAGAAGAACCUGUGACAGCUCCUUCAAAAAAAAAAGAAAAAAAAAGCAAAAAAUGA